Molecule: messenger RNA, 2662 nt
Organism: Ylistrum balloti
Lineage: Eukaryota; Metazoa; Mollusca; Bivalvia; Pectinida; Pectinidae
Exons: 1
Coding region: 1-1248 (415 amino acids)
Source: RefSeq, a predicted model, not a curated record
AUGGUGAGUUCAGUCGUAGGUUUGUGUUUGGUUUAUAUGAUGAAUGUUGCACUGACCGGUGCCUUAGUUUUGAUCACCGGCAAUGUGUCUCCCAUACCGAGAACCUGGCAGGAAGGAAUGCGCAAAUCAGACUGUCAUUUACUUGGACGUGAAUUCAUCACAGAAAAAGUGGAAGACAUCCGAGUACGAGGGAUUACUGAUAAUAAACGGUAUUGGAUUGGGGCAUAUGUCAACUACACAAAGUGGAUGCAUUUAAGGGGAUGUUUUCAAACAAAUAUUCAAGGAUUGUUCUCGAAAUUAGGAAGCCAUAGCGUCUCUGAAUGUUUCAAGUUUUGUGGUAAACAUAGCGUUGGAUUAUCAAGGGAUCGUUGUGUUUGUUUGAAUAGGGGAUUUCCGCCCAGAGGGAGUGAAUAUUGUGCUGCAACACCAUGCCCUUUGAACACCGGAGAAUUUUGCGGUAGUGAUGGUGCGUUAGGGACACGUACUUGUCUUUGCUGGUAUACGACCAUUAACAACCAUGAAGAUAGUGAUAGCAAAAUUGGAAAUUGCAAAACAGUUACACAUCCUAAUGGCAUAAGUCUACUUGAGACAACAAACUGUAGUGAAAAACAUAUGUAUCUUUGCGAAAAGGAAAGAGACGGGACACCAAAAUUGGUUGAGCGCCAUGAAUACAAGAAUUGGACAGAAGCGGGGUUUUCAUGUCAUCAGAACGGACAACAAUUUUAUGACGGACGACUCGUGAAUAGACCAAUAAGACCUCCGAAGUUUUGGGUAGGUAUAUUUCGUAAACAGAUAUUUAAUUGGGCAACCGACACAUCACCAAGAGCACACGAUGACUGUUUAUCAGCAUCCGUCAACAAGGAGGGCAAACUUACUCCAUUGGUGGAGAAGUGCGAUUCUCCGUUACCUCUAUUAUGCCAGCUAAACUACAGCGAUUUGACACCUUCCAAUGAAGAAACAACCCCACCGACAGGCAAUGGCGGAUCAGAGGGAUAUGAAGUCACCCAAUGGUUGAUCGGGCUAGUAUGUGGUAUAGUGUUUACAGCAUUGGCUUCAAUAACAUCAGUAGUUAUAUUCCGAUACUGGAAGAAGAACGUCGACCACCAGACUUCAAACAAUGGACAAGAGGUUGUUGAUACAGCCUCUGCACAUUAUGAACAAAUCAGUGUUGGAAACAGCGAAAGUUACAUUUACGACGUAUCCUGGCGUUCCGCCAACACGCAUGACUAUGCAACAAUACUGAGAUGAAGUAGCUAAAUCCCCGAGAAAUAAAGAGAUACUUUCUGUUCAUGUUCAAUGAAGACAUUGAUUAUUUACUAUCAAUUAAAUCCUUCGUUAGCUAAAGUAAAGGGCAAUUAGAUAGUCAUGAACAAUUGUGUUACUAAGGGAGAAAAAGCAUUGAUAGCUGUAACCUUCAUUUCAUAUAUCUACGUAUUCUUUAGUUUACUUCUUACAUCGUGCGAAGUGGUCCAUGUUAACCUUAUGUUUAUUAAGAAUAAUAUUUCCCAUCAUUGCUACUCCAAUUUGAAGUUAAAAGGCCUUAACGACAUCAGCAUUCAGCAGAAUAUUUUCAAACGUGAAAUAUAAAUUAAAGAUAUACCUGUUGUGAAAAACGUAUAAAGAAAAUUUAGCUCGAAAGCAUGUUAAGUAGUUUAUGUCUAUCUACACAAUUGCUAUUUCAUGCAUAUUACCAUAUAGAAUUUUAGUACUUGUGGAUCAUGACUGGUCAACCUGGAUGAAACUUGAGCUUAGCUAGUUGAUAUUAGAAUAUGUGUAGUUGUUGAUAUAUAUUUUGCCAUCCAUAGAAAAGUUUAUAGCGAGCAUUAUGCGGUAUUGUGUGUAGUAUUUCUAAACCAACAAACUGCACACAUGUGAUCCACUUUAAACGAAAGUGUUGUGAAACAUCUUUACCCUCAAUAAACUUACCGCAACACGAAAAAUGGAAAAUAUCUUGACCGACAAAAUAUCUUCUCGAGCUUUCAGUUGGAAUCAAAAUCAUACUAAAACUCCGAUAUAGAUUUGUUCUAAAAUAGAUUUGACACUUUCAAUUUUUUUCUGGAUCUUGUUCGCUGUUUGGGUCGAGUAUAGAUAAAGGUUUCUGUAUUUUCGAAUAAAAAUCUUGCAUAUUUUCCAAUUUGGAAUUGUAUUGCUUUGUCGCAGUAGCGAAAUGUAUUUCUUAUUAAGUGAUAGACUUAAACAUAUGCCAAAAAAGAAAGUGGCAGGAUUUUUCCAGAACAACAUUAUUUGUGAGAAAAACUGAAUUUAUAAAGCAUGUCAAAAGUGAUAUACUAUGUGUACAAUCCCGAAAAAAGUUAUAUUGUUUCAGGUGCCUCAGUACAAAAGCUAUACUCCUGAUGUGCUAAACUUUUUCGUUCAUAUAACAUUGAAUUUGUAAAAAAAAUAUUCUGUGAGUAAUUCUGUAUUGAAAACUUUUUAUGUCACUAGUUUUGAGUCAUUUGCCUCACGAAAUGGAAGAGUAUAAAUGUCUUUCCAGUUGUGAUGCCUUAGAAAAUUAUCCACAAUAGUGUACCGCCUUUCAUGAGAAUGUUGAAGAAAGGUCAAUACAGUUGAUAAUAGUUUGUGACAGAAAUACUUUGACGGUUGCCUCAAAUUAUUACGCUAAACGUGAUCAAUAUUUUUCCAUAAUUAGUUAUCAUUCUCU